UCUAUCCAUAUCAGUAUACUCCACAAAGAAACGAACCAAAUAAUCAUGAUCUCCUUCAUGUUCUAUUAUUUCCUUGUUUCUCUUUCUUUCCUCGUCACUGUCUGUGUCUUCCUCCGAAAUAGAAAGUUCAAAAACAUACCGCCUGGUCCACCUUCUCUUCCCAUACUCGGCAACAUCCACCAACUCAAAAAACCACUUCAUCAAGCCUUUCACAGAAUUUCUCAACGUUAUGGCCAAAUCGUUUCUCUGUGGUUUGGCUCUCGCCUCGUCGUCGUCGUCUCAUCUCCGUCCGCAGUCCAAGAAUGCUUCAGCAAAAACGACAUCGUCCUGGCAAACCGGCCCCACUUUCUCACCGGUGAGUAUGUUGCAUACAACAGCACCACCUUGGUGCUCUCUCCCUACGGCGAUCACUGGCGCAACCUCCGCCGCAUCGCCACGGUGGAGGUGCUCUCAACACAUCGUCUGAACAAUUUCUUGGAAAUGCGAAGAGACGAGAUGAGGCGCCUCGUGCAAAAGCUUGCUCAAGACUCGUGUAAAGAGUUUACGAAAGUGGAGAUGACAUCGAGGUUUUCAGGGAUGACCUUCAACAGUAUAAUGAGAAUGAUUUCAGGGAAGAGGUACUGGGGAGACGACAAUGAACUUGGUGACGUGGAAGAGGCAAGAAAGUUUAGGGAGGUGAUAAAAGAGUUGGCGAAGCUAGGAGGGGCGAAUAAUCCUGGAGACUUCUUGCCCAUACUGAGAUUGUUUGAUUAUGAUCACUUGGAAAGGAGGCUCAAGAGUUUUGCCAAGAGAGUAGAUGGGUUCUUGCAAGGACUCAUUGAGGAGCAUCGAAAUGCGAAGCAGAGAGCAAAUACUAUGAUCGAUCACCUUUUGAGUCUCCAAGAAUCACAGCCUGAGUACUACACGGAUCAAAUUAUUAAAGGCCUCGUUUUGGUUAUGCUUACGGCUGGAACGGAAACAUCAGCUGUGACUUUAGAGUGGGCAAUGUCAAGUUUAUUAAACAAUCCUAAAGUAAUGGAAAAGGCUAAGAAAGAAAUAGACACACAUAUUGGGAAUGACCGAUUGGUAGACGAGCCAGACAUUUCAAAACUACCAUACCUGCAAAGCAUAAUUUCUGAAACACUCCGACUGCAUCCUGCUGCACCAUUGUUGGUCCCACAUGAGGCUUCAAAUGACUGUACAAUUGGAGGAUACAAUGUUCCACGUGGCACUAUGGUAUUAGUGAAUGCUUGGGCCAUCCAUAGAGAUCCCCAAUUGUGGGACGAUCCUACAAGUUUCAAGCCAGAUAGGUUUGAGAAGGAAGGAGAAGCAAGCAAGCUAAUUCCAUUUGGGGUGGGAAGACGAGCAUGUCCAGGAGCAGGAUUGGCUCAGAGAACAGUGGGGUUGACUCUGGGAUUGUUGAUUCAAUGCUUUGAAUGGGAACGAGUGAGUGAGGAAGAAAUAGAUAUGAGGGAAGGAGAAGGGCUCACCAUGCCCAAAAUGAUUCCCUUAGAGGCGAUGUGUAAAGCACGUCAUCCAAUCAUCAACAAGCUUUCUUCCCAAAAUGUUGCAGAGGAUUGCUAAACAACUAAGGAAUGGUAUCUGGGCAUCGCAUGGGACUAAUGUGAAAGUUCAAAACUAUAAAAGGUGCACUUUCAGUGUUUGGUACAAUCUAGCUACUUGUAUUACCGUUAGCGAAUGGGAACAUACGCGCACCAGCCAAUAAUUCCCUUAUAUAUAGUUUGUUUUUCAUGUUUCGUAUGAAUUUAUACUCUUUGUAGUUUAAUUCUUGUAUUUCAAAUUCCUAUGUAGUUUAAUUACUUCGCCUUCAUCGUUUAUGAUAGAAUUAUAUUAUAUUAUAUGUAUUAGACUAUUA
Molecule: messenger RNA, 1855 nt
Organism: Prosopis cineraria
Lineage: Eukaryota; Viridiplantae; Streptophyta; Magnoliopsida; Fabales; Fabaceae
Product: cytochrome P450 81E8-like
Exons: 2
Coding region: 46-1563 (505 amino acids)
Molecular function (GO): monooxygenase activity; heme binding; iron ion binding
Source: RefSeq, a predicted model, not a curated record